GAAGGUAACUAUGUCAGCUGCAGCUGUGGAAGCAGUUAAUGCUGCCCCUCUGUCUGGGUCCAAAGAAAUGAGCUUGGAGGAACCAAAGAAAAUGACCAGAGAGGACUGGAGAAAGAAGAAGGAGCUAGAAGAACAACGAAAACUGGGUAAUGCUCCUGCAGAAGUUGAUGAAGAAGGAAAAGACAUCAACCCUCAUAUCCCUCAGUAUAUUUCUUCAGUACCAUGGUAUAUUGAUCCAUCAAAAAGACCAACAUUAAAGCACCAGAGACCACAGCCAGAGAAACAAAAACAGUAUAGCUCAUCUGGAGAAUGGUAUAAGAGGGGUGUAAAAGAGAAUUCGAUAACUACUAAGUAUCGCAAAGGAGCAUGUGAAAAUUGUGGGGCCAUGACACACAAAAAGAAAGACUGUUUUGAGAGACCUAGGCGAGUUGGAGCAAAAUUUACAGGUACUAAUAUAGCUCCAGAUGAACAUGUCCAGCCUCAGCUGACUUUUGACUAUGACGGGAAGAGAGAUCGGUGGAAUGGGUACAAUCCAGAAGAACACAUGACGAUUGUAGAAGAAUAUGCCAAAGUUGAUCUGGCAAAAAGAACACUGAAAGCCCAAAAGCUACAAGAGGAAUUAGCCUCUGGAAAAUUAGUGGAACAGGCUAAUUCUCCAAAACACCAGUGGGGAGAGGAGGAACCAAAUUCUCAAACGGAAAAAGAACAUAACAGUGAAGAUGAGGAUGAAGAUAAAUAUGCAGAUGAUAUUGACAUGCCAGGACAGAAUUUUGACUCUAAGAGACGAAUUACUGUCCGGAAUCUCAGGAUUAGAGAAGAUAUUGCAAAAUAUUUGCGGAAUUUAGAUCCAAAUUCUGCUUAUUAUGACCCCAAAACUAGAGCGAUGAGAGAGAAUCCCUAUGCCAAUGCAGGAAAGAAUCCAGAUGAAGUGAGUUAUGCAGGAGAUAACUUUGUCCGAUACACAGGAGAUACCAUCUCAAUGGCUCAGACGCAGUUGUUUGCUUGGGAAGCCUAUGACAAAGGAUCUGAAGUGCAUCUGCAGGCAGAUCCUACAAAACUAGAGCUGUUGUAUAAAUCAUUCAAAGUUAAAAAAGAAGAUUUCAAAGAACAGCAGAAAGAAAGCAUCCUGGAAAAGUAUGGUGGACAAGAACACCUGGAUGCUCCUCCAGCUGAACUGCUUUUAGCUCAGACAGAGGACUAUGUGGAGUACUCUAGACAUGGAACAGUCAUCAAAGGACAGGAGCGGGCUGUUGCCUGCUCCAAAUAUGAGGAGGAUGUGAAGAUCAACAAUCAUAUGCAUAUCUGGGGAUCUUUUUGGAAAGAAGGCCGAUGGGGAUACAAAUGCUGUCACUCUUUUGUCAAGUAUUCUUAUUGUACUGGAGAAGCUGGGAAGGAGAUUGCUAAUGCAGAGGAAUGUAUUCCAAGUGAUAUAAUUGGAGAAGAGUCCCUGAAGAAACCUCAAACCCUCAUGGAGAUGCAUCAGGAAAAACUAAAAGAGGAUAAAAAGAAGAAAAAGAAGAAGAAACAUCGAAAGAGCAGUUCAGAUAGUGAUGGUGAAGAAAAACAUGAAAAAUUGAAAAAGGCAUUGAAUGCAGAAGAAGCCCGCCUUCUUCACGUCAAGGAGAUCAUGCAAAUAGAUGAGCGGAAGAGGCCUUACAAUAGCAUUUAUGAAACUCGCGAACCAACAGAAGAGGAAAUGGAGGCCUAUAGAAUGAAACGUCAGAGGCCAGAUGACCCCAUGGCCUCUUUCCUUGGCCGGUAGUAACCAGUCAUAGAAGGUCAUCCAGAAUGGACACAACUGAUAGGUUCUUUUCAGCUUCUUGCUGAUAAUUGUAAAUAGCCAAAUCCUUGUCUGCUCUUCUUACUGCCUGACUUUAAUAAAACUUUUAGA
Molecule: messenger RNA, 1891 nt
Organism: Orycteropus afer afer
Lineage: Eukaryota; Metazoa; Chordata; Mammalia; Tubulidentata; Orycteropodidae
Gene: SLU7
Product: SLU7 homolog, splicing factor
Biological process (GO): mRNA splicing, via spliceosome
Cellular component (GO): spliceosomal complex
Molecular function (GO): pre-mRNA 3'-splice site binding
Source: RefSeq, a predicted model, not a curated record